Molecule: messenger RNA, 5917 nt
Organism: Carassius gibelio (silver crucian carp)
Lineage: Eukaryota; Metazoa; Chordata; Actinopteri; Cypriniformes; Cyprinidae
Product: RNA-binding motif, single-stranded-interacting protein 3
Exons: 14
Coding region: 907-2154 (415 amino acids)
Cellular component (GO): ribonucleoprotein complex; cytosol
Molecular function (GO): mRNA binding
Source: RefSeq, a predicted model, not a curated record
CGAUCUGAUCCCUUCAAUCUUCCUCACAGUGUGGAGCAGCCGGCAACGCACACACACACUCACACACUCUCACACAGCCACACACACUCACACUCACUCUCGCACACACACUCUCGCGCGUAACAAAGCAGGCAGGCGAGGGAGGCGGGUAAUAAAGGAAAGAACAUCACAGAGGAAAAACAUCGUUGCUGCACCUGGACUUUUCGGAUACUGCAGUCUGCCUGGAGUUUGUGCCGUUUCCUGUGAGCCUCGUAUACCUCACCACUCACGUCUGGUCCUUCCUGCAGAGGGUUUGAGUCCCAUCAGCUGUUUGUGCAGAGAUCCAAAUCUGACGACUGUCUACAUUGCCACUUUGUGCAUCCGCCAGACGGGAACAAAGUGUGCGACUGGGAUAUCAGACAAGCUCCUCUGGCAACAAACGCUACACCAACAGUCAGAGAGAGAAAGAGAAAGAGAGAGAGAAAGAAGGAGCAAGAUAGAUUCGAAGAGAGAGAAUCAAAGUCAGGGCAUGAGCAGGAGACUAGAAGCCGGUUUUCCGGAGAAGUGAUUGCCACAGUGCUCCCUCCUCUUCCCUCAGCUCCUUCCUUCCUUCUCUCCUCUCUCCUGUGCAGCUGCUGCUUCUUUCUUCUCUUACACCUUCGCUGCUAUCCCAUCCUCGUACCUCUACUGUCCUUUCAUCACCUCCUCCUUCCCUGCUCCCGAAGACAGUGUGAAGCGGAGAGGCACGGCGCACAUACACUUGCCCGUGUGCCAUAUCAUCUCAUUCUCUCUCUCCAUCCUUCCUCUGGUCCAUCCCUUACACGGAUCUUGCCUCUAGCUGCGGAACCACGAGCGGAGGCUUUUUGAGUUGUUGGAUCCCACACGCGAGUCUCUGUAUCCAGCCACAGUCAGAAGGAUUCCAGCUACAUGGGCAAACGCUUGGAACAGCAACCAAUGUACCCCCAGUACACUUACUAUUACCCUCACUACCUUCAGACUAAGCAGUCAUAUGCCCCGCCCCCUCCUCCCAUGGCUCCGCCCAGCCCCAGCACCAAUAGCAGCAGCCAUAGUGCAGCGGAGCAGCUCAGUAAAACCAACCUGUACAUUCGGGGCCUUCCACCUGGCACCACUGACCAGGACCUCAUCAAACUCUGCCAACCGUAUGGAAAAAUAGUGUCAACAAAGGCAAUCCUGGACAAAAACACCAACCAGUGCAAAGGAUAUGGCUUUGUGGAUUUCGACAGUCCGGCGGCGGCACAGAAAGCUGUAGCAUCCCUGAAGGCCAGUGGCGUGCAGGCACAGAUGGCAAAGCAACAGGAGCAGGACCCCACUAACUUGUACAUCUCUAACCUCCCGGUUUCAAUGGAUGAACAAGAGCUGGAGAACAUGCUGAAGCCCUUUGGACAUGUCAUCUCCACACGGAUACUCCGAGACGCCAACGGGGUCAGCCGAGGGGUCGGCUUUGCCAGAAUGGAGUCCACCGAGAAAUGUGACGUGGUGAUUCAACAUUUCAAUGGAAAGUUCCUCAAAACCCCACCAGGAGUGCCAGCCCCGACGGAGCCACUGCUGUGCAAGUUUGCAGACGGAGGACAGAAGAAGAGGCAGAGUCAGAACAAGUACCCUCAAAAUGGCCGACCGUGGCCUCGGGAAGGAGAGAGUGGCAUGACGCUGACCUAUGAUCCCACUGCAAUGCAGAAUGGGUUCUACUCCUCACCAUACAGCAUCUCCACAAACCGCAUGAUCGCUCAAACGUCAAUCACUCCAUUCAUCGCAGCCUCGCCUGUCUCCACAUAUCAGGUCCAGAGUACAUCGUGGAUGCCUCACCAACAAUACGUUAUGCAACCUACGGGUGCUGUGAUAACGCCAGCCAUGGACCACACCAUCUCCAUGCAGCCCGCUAACAUGAUGGGACCCCUCACCCAGCAGAUGAACCACCUGUCCAUGGGUACCACUGGCACUUACAUGACUGCGGCUGCUGCUCCUAUGCAGGGGACCUACAUUCCCCAGUACACUGCGAUGCCUGCCUCAGCUGUCUCUGUAGAGGGAGUGGUGACGGAGGCUUCUCCUCAGAGUGUUCCGCCCUCAUCACAGGAUGCCAGCGGUCAGCAACAGCCUCUGGGUGUGGACAACACCAGCGAUCACGCGCCCACCUACACUUUUCAACCCGCUAAAUAACCAGAGGAGGAGGGGGGCGUUAAGGUGACUGUGUUGCCUUGAGACCGGGGGACUGCAACGAGGGAACAUUGAAAACAGAGCGCAAGAGACAGGAACACACGUUUGUGUCUACUUUUGCACAAGCAUCUAAAAUAAAAACAUCUACAACAAACAAUUUAUUUAACACCUGGCCCACACCGGAGGACCUUUGGAGGACUCACAAACAGACCAGAAACGAGAGAAAUGCAGUCUCGGAGGUCGAGCCUACUGUUAAUCGGCUAUCCGAAAAACCUUACCUUCAUGAAGUGAACGAAUUCAAACAAGUACAAGUUUUCCUAUUCUUUUUUUUUUUUUUUUUUUGAAUGUGCAGGUAGGUUUUCAGAAACAGUGGGGUUUUCUAUUAGAUGAGGAAGCACGUUCUUGUAAAAAGAAAGAAAGAAGUCUUCCUCGGAUUCUAAGCUACUAUUACUUUUCUUUUUUUUAUGAGUUAGAUUUUAGUUUUCUAGAGAAUAUCAAUGUUUUUUCAUCUUUGUUGCCUUAAUUUCAAGAAACGUCUAAGACUUUUUCCUGUUUGAGACUAAUGAAUGCAGUGAAAAUGAUCUGACAAAGAAAGGAGAUUACCUGUAUAAAGAAUAGAAAGAAAGAGAGAGGUCUCCUGGAGACGUUUUAAAUUAUCAGUGGUGACUUUGUGUUUAAAAGAGAGGACAGACAAAAAAAAAAUAUUGUGGUCAUGAUGAUGAUUAAAGAGAGUUGCAUUUUUUAGGAACAGAUGAAACAAAUGUUAAUCCACUGCAUCAUGGGAAAUGCAGUUUAUUGUGUAGUGCAGAUCAUUUUUAAUGGCAUUAUUGUUUUUAUCUGCAAUAUUUUUUAUGAGCUUUAAGGUGUUUUUAGCCUGCUUUGCUUGUUUCAUUGCGGAAAAAAAAAGAAAAGAAAACUAAAACAGUAAAAAAAAAUGGCAGUGCAAAUCUAAAUAGAUAAGAGCUUAUGGAUUAAAUGAAAAAGUAAAAAAGCAAAUGUGUGCAAAAAGCAAUAGUAAUAGGAAAUUGUUGACAAUUUCUUUAGUCUUUCUUAGCUGUGGAUCAAAUGCAGCCCGUGGAUGGCAUAUUUUAUACCAAAGAUGAAGAAACCCCCCUCAAGACAGUGGAGUGGAUCAAUUUUUGUUUGUUUCUUUUUUUCUAUUUGAGAUUUUUUGGUGUAAUCAUUUGGUUUCAGAGCUAUCCAUUUGACCUUGACGGCCAAAUUGAUACUUUAGGGUUUAAACUUCCUUCCACUGUUGUAGAAUCUAUGUCAGUCGUUCAGUUGAGAGGCAGAAAUCCACCAUCACUGAUUCUCAUGAGUGUGAUCUCCCCACCAGAGGGCGACAGAGAGCGGCUCAACCAUCAUUCAUCUCCCGUCCCGUCUGCCCGGCUGAAAGAACUAUACCUCUAUCGCUGCACCUUCUCAGUCGCCGACUGAUGGUCGGUCACUAUUAAACACGUCGCACAUCCGUUCAGUUCGAGCUUUCCCACAAAGAAGGCCGUAUUCGUAAUUUCAGCUCAACAGGAAUGAAACACAGCACUCACUAGUGUGUAUUUAAACUCUGUGUACAGAUCACUACCUCAUCGAAAGCAAUUUUACCGUGAGGAAACACAGGAGAAUGUGUUGCAGGUCAUGAAACACAAGCUUUGCUUCAGGGGCACUGAGAAACAUUUGCAAUUAGCACCAUUAGCAUAACAUUUUGUUCUGAGCACUCCCGUCUGUAUUUGCAGUCGCAUUGAUCGAAAUGCCUCAUUUUAUAUGCAAGGUUUCCUCAAUCAACCAGAUGCCAUAGGAAAUCUCUCAUGAAAAUGGCGGUCUUUACUUGAAAAACAAAGGCUCUGUCCCAAAGCCCUUGCUGGUCAUGGCCACAUUUUGGUGGCAUUAUAAUAGUUAGUAAUCCGUAGUUAUCCUAAAAUCUUAAAUCGUGACACAUUAUGGUCACAUGGAUGCACACUGACCAUUGCAGGACGGCGGAUACACACCAACUACGCAAUCUGGGACAGAGCCUAAGGUUCCCAUCAUUAUGGGAUUCGGUGGUUGUUCAGGUGCCUUGACAGCUCAGAAUUAAGGUUAGAAAUAUCACCCAUGUGACAUUUUAACCUUCCGUAUCUGAAAUUAGCUUUCUUUUUAUCAGGCUGCCUAUUCCAGAGGGGGGACACUAGCAAACAGAAGAGUAGAAAGAGGGAACAUUUCCUAAUUUAAAGGGAUAGUCCAUCCAAAAAAAAAAAAAAAAAUCAGUCAAAAAUGAAGAACAAUGCCAACCGAACAAUUUCGGUUCCCAUUUACUUGCACUGUAUGGACAAAAGAUACAACAACAGUCAAUUGGACCUGAAACUGUUUGGUCGCCAACAUUCUUUAAAAGGUUCUCUUUUAUAUUGCGUAGAAGAAAGUAAGCCAUGUUUGGAACAACAUGAGUAAAUUUACAUUUUUGGACAGACUAUCCCUUUAAUGUACAAACCAGGCUGCUGCCCUUUAUUUACCAUGAAGUUGAUGUAAUUUUGAUGCAGUCAGAUAGGAAAGCACUAUAUUAAAGCGUCAGCAAAGAGUUCUAAUACACGUGGUGAAUCAUGGACUGUCUCUGCUGCCUUCAUGGUCAUACGGCUCAUCAUAAAUACUCCUCCUAGUUUUACAGUCGGGUAGCUAGAGUUGUCGAGGUGCUCUGGGAAUAAAUUAUCUGUCUUAAAGGGCCGGCGAGAGUCCUCAAGAUCACUUUAUUCCUUUUGAACGUCAUCGUGGACACUUUGGUCUUUUUUCCUGUUUUCAUGACCUCUAUACAGCUAAGUAAUGAUCUCAAUUAGCCACUAGGGGACAGUAUUAAAGCAAAGUUGGUGUACUUUAUCCUCUGGUGAUGGCCAUUGCAGUGAGAUACUGUGUUCACACUGUGGAUUAAAGCGAAGCGAUGCCAUGUUCCUAAUGAGCAAGACAGCACUGCUUCAAAAAGGACACGCUAGCUUUUAAUUUUUCACCUGUUUAAACAAAAAAGUAAAAAAAAUAAUAAUAAUAAUAAAUUUAAAAAGUCACUGUUUUGUCUCUGUCAUCCACUGUCUUUUUGGAGAGUUAUUUUUAUCAUGUGCUCGCUGCUAACAAGCAUUCAGUAUUUAAGUGGUCAGGGCCUUGGGAAUGGAGAGACAAUUCAAGCUGGUAUCUCAUAUGAGAGGUGUGUGAAGAUGUCAUUGCGUUAUACACUCUGCGGCCUUCAUGCUUUUCAUUAAAGAGUGAAUAAAUGUGUCCCAUUAAGCUGAAGGUUCUGCUAACUGUAGGAUGGAGUUCUCAUCCCAACUGUAAUUUAGUAAGCUAAACACCUUUCAUCCACGAAGGUUUUCGCUGGCUAGAAACUCUGCUCCCAUUCAUUGGAUGUGAGGUCCAAGCCAUGCUUUUUUUUCUGUAGGUACAUCUGAUUGGCUGUCACAGUUGAGGUCAUUGAAUGACGAUUGUUCGUCUAUUCGUCUGUUGUACUGUCAGGAAACAGCAUAGGUUCAACCAAAUUCAACACAAACUGCAAAACCUCAAUUAGAGACUAACGUGCUGGCAGAUGAAAUAGAGAAAUAUUUAUGGAAUUGUUUUUGUACAGGUGUUGUUGAAAUAUGAAAGCGGAACAGUUUUACGAUGCUACAAUGAUUUCUUGAGUUGCUUCACUUUCUUGCCUCCCAUGUGCUCGAGCUGUGAUCCUGAGAGUGUCUGUAGACCAGUGGAUGUUAGGUUUAAACUUCUGUUUAUUUUUGUUUUCUUUUGAUGAAGCUUUCAAUAAAAAAAAUCUACAAAAUCA